Messenger RNA from Fusarium keratoplasticum, 552 nucleotides. RefSeq lists its product as uncharacterized. Bases 1 to 552 code for a protein of 183 amino acids. The record is from RefSeq and is a predicted model, not a curated record. The transcript has a single exon. NCBI's taxonomy places the organism in Eukaryota, Fungi, Ascomycota, Sordariomycetes, Hypocreales, Nectriaceae. Gene Ontology annotation, molecular function: protein binding.
AUGCCAUCGCUGCUGGAACGCCUCUCCCCGGAGCUUCAGCUGCUCAUCAUGUCCGAGCUGGACUAUCAGUCACUCAUCUUCCUCUCCACGGUGAACCGGCACUUUCACCGCCUGAUCGACCCUGGGCGGAUGGCAGACCCGGUAGACAAGUUUCAGUUUGUCAUGAGAGCAGCAAAGGACUUUCCACAACAUCGACCCAGCGAGAGGGGUCGAGACCACCAGCCGGGCAAUCUGGAGUGCUACAUCUGCUUCCGCGUGCGGACCCCGGAGCACUUUGACAUACUCCAAGCCCCGACGGCCUGCCUUGACCCACACGGCCGCGUCGUAUCGGAUCGGGAGCCGGGGCCCGGGGACCGAGUCGUCAACCUGCGCCGGUUCUGUAUCGAAUGCGGGGUCGGACACGGACUUCAUGCACCGUUUGACUGCCUGACAACAAGGGCGGGCCAAUUCCUUUGGGUCUGCCGGUGCCGGAGGGUGUUAAGCAAGCCGGACAGCCUGCAAUGCUCGGACUGCGGAUCGACCUGUCCUCUACGACCCAAGAAGGUUUGGUAG